GUACUUUCUAUCCCACAAUUGGCAAACAUUGAGCUGAAGCUGGAUCAAUAACUGCGAAUACAUCUCCACGAAUAACCUUUCCACUCCAUCCAUAUACGAGUUUAUCGUGGAUAACCAUCCGUCUACUGUAACUUACUUGUCGUCAUCGCAAUCCGCGGCUCUCGACCGGUUAACAUGAGGUAUCUCAUUCCUUAACUCACCUAACCUUAUACACUCCGCAGGAAAUGGGAAACGAUUUCUCUCCAACCCCGGCCCCUUAACCUUUAAUAGCACUCAGAGACUGUGGUUCCUGGGAUUUGGACGAUUAAAAGUUAUUUUAACAACCCAGACCCCCGGCCGACGUAUCACAUCGCGGUAAAUGGUUUCAGGUUAGGUUUGGCUGGACCGACCUUUCUCUUCUUCUUCCUGAUCUUCCGGGCUUGUAGGGCCAAUCUUUUAUCCACCCCUCCAACUACAACACCACCCACCAACGACUGUCUUUCUCUCCCCUCCUGACGAUCCUUGGCCACUUGGUCCACCUGCUUGCCAGCGCUGCCCUCCCUUCAUUUCUCACACAUCUCGUUGUCCAUACGCUCUACACCACCAACACCUCCACCACCACCACCACGAAUAUAAAAAUUAGGGUUUUUUCAAUCGCCUAACAUUUAACCCCUCGAGGAAACUACGUGCAUCGCUUGAACCUGCCUAGAGACUAGCGCAGCUCCUGCAACAUAGUACAAAUGGAACGAAUGGAUAUGGAUAUGACAUCGCUUUCCUCAAAUCUCCCCAAUGAGAACCAUUCCCCCGAAGAUCCCCCUGACCCAGAACCUGGACCAUCCUCAACUCUACUACUACAAGCCUUUAAACAAACCGCUCUAUCCGUCACCAACCUCUACAAGGCCGCUGCCAACGAGGCACAGCGUUCACGUCGUGAUGGAAGAAUUGAAGGUUACCAAGAUUGUCUGGAGGACUUUCUGGUCUUCAUCGAUAGGAUUGAGAGCCGUGGAGACCAAAAGACAUUAGCAAUGUUACGGCAAUGGGCCUUGGGGAAGCGGAGGAAGCUUGCUCCGGGGGCAGGUUGGAAGCCGAAGCAUAAGAAGGAGGACACUGGUAUGGAGGAAGCUAUGGACAGUGAUGAGAUGACAACACCCGUCAACACUGAUACCGAGCGGGUCGAGAUGGCCAGUGCUUCCCCUUUAUCGGAUCACCAACUCCAAACUGCACCUCAUACGGUUCCUUCCCUUCCUCCUCCUCAGGUUCCCACGCCUCACACCCAACAACAACCAUUCAAUCCACUAUCCCGUAGAUCCUCCCCCACUCAUUCCCGUCAACCGAACCCAGGUUUUUCUUUCCGAUCGAAUCUAGACCUUCCUCGCCAUGUUCCACCGCCUCCCGCACUUGGUAUCAGUGAGCACCGCUCGGCUGAUGUGGACCUGUAUUCUCCGCCGACUUCGCCAAACCUUGCCGCCCAGAAGCCAAUAUUUCAUGGAAUCUCGGCUAACUCCGGAUCUAUCCCUGGAUUCCGAGGAGUCUCUAGAAGUCCGUCCACUACAGCCAUGAGCAAGAGCCAAGGCACCAAAAGACGAUUUGGAUCCAUGGGUGACUUUGACUUCUUUGAGAUGGCUGAGCUUGAAAAGAUGCAGAUGAACAACAAGAGAAGUCGUCACAACCAGUAGCCUGGAGGAUAUGAGUAUACCACACACAAAUUACGCACUAGAGCAGUGUUUUCGUUUGAGGAAUGGCAAGCGGAGUGUUGGAAGACCUAUAGAUUGCUUGUCACUUUUGUCGUGUUUUCACCCCUCUGUUUUUAGGCCAUAUCAUCAUUGUUCUCUUUGUGUAUUUUUCUUUUCUUUUCUCCCUUUUGGCUUCUGGUAGUGUGGCUACAUCUUUACAUCGGUUUUGAUUUUCUCACUCUUAAAUUACUUUGGACACGGACGAUAGAUGGUGGGGACAGUUGGCCGUUCACUUUGUCAAUAAGGUUUAUUUACUUGGAUUCUGGAAGCUCAUGGCGUCGAGAAAGAUGUUAUUCCCUUUGUUUCACCCGAGUCUACACGUUUCUGUUUUCACCCAUUUUCCAAUGCCCCACUUGUUCAUACUCCCUCGCUCACCUUGCACUCUGUUCUUUUCCCACAUUAUUAUUGACGACUUACAUAUUAGCCCUCUUUUAUCUUUCUUUUUUUUUUCCACCGAAUACCCUCUCUGUAUUCCCAUUAAUUAUUUUUUAUUUUUCUUCCGGGGCGCCGUUUUGCUUUACAUUAGCAUCAUUAGAGGUUUGGGUGGUUGGAGUGUUGUUUUACGCCUUGAGAUGGUGUCCGUAUUCAUUAUUUGGUGUCUGGGUUUUAUCAUGUAAAUAUGCUGAGAUAUUGGGAAGAUAAUUGUGUGCUCACUA
Molecule: messenger RNA, 2368 nt
Organism: Tuber melanosporum (Perigord truffle)
Lineage: Eukaryota; Fungi; Ascomycota; Pezizomycetes; Pezizales; Tuberaceae
Exons: 3
Coding region: 720-1655 (311 amino acids)
Source: RefSeq, a predicted model, not a curated record